UUUCCGCCAACUUCAACUUAUAGUGCAAAUUUUUACUUUUUUCAGGCGCAACAGUUUUCGUAAGAAACGGAAUGAGAACAUGAGGCUCAUCCUGGUGACAUUGGUUGGAGUUGUUUCCGGCUUCUUGUUUGGAGUAUCGUAUCCUGUACUUUUGUCUGAAAAGAUGACUUCGAUCUUCGCGAUAACAAAAGCUCAGGAUUUUAAAGACACAUGGAAGAUAUGGGUUCCAUCAAAUCCUCGAGGUGCAGAAAGAUUAGUGCCAGGCAUUGUUGUGCCUCAUUCAGACCUUUAUCUUCGAAGAAUGUAUGGUAAACCCAGUGAGGACCUAAGUAUCACGCCAAAGUAUCUUGUGACUUUUACAGUUGGUUAUAAUCAGAGGCAUAAUAUCGAUGCUGCUAUUAAGAAGUUUUCAGAGAACUUCACAAUUCUUCUGUUUCAUUAUGAUAAUCGAGCAAGUGAAUGGGAUGAAUAUGAAUGGUCAAAGAAGGCUAUCCAUGUCAGUGCCCAGGGGCAAACAAAGUGGUGGUAUGCAAAAAGAUUCCUUCAUCCUGACAUCGUUGCAGCUUAUGACUACAUAUUUAUCUGGGAUGAGGAUCUUGGUGUUGAGAAUUUUGAUGCUGAGGAAUACAUUAAACUUGUGAAAAAACAUGGUUUGGAGAUUUCACAGCCUGGUUUGAAACCUGAGAGUGGACAAGCAUGGAGAAUGACAAGAAGAAUGAAAGACCGUGAAGUUCACAAAAAAGCAGAGGAGAUACCAGAAUGGUGCAAGGAUCCUCAUUUGCCUCCCUGUGCAGCGUUUGUUGAAAUAAUGGCUCCUGUAUUUUCCCGUGAUGCAUGGCGAUGUGUGUGGCAUUUGAUCCAGAAUGACCUGGUCCAUGGAUGGGGACUCGAUUUUUUCCUCCAGCAAUGUAUUGAGCCUGCUUAUGAGAAGAUAGGAGUCGUAGAUGCACAGUGGAUCGUUCAUCAAGGCAUUCCAUCACUUGGUGAUCAGGGGAAAGCUGGUGAUGGGAAAGUACCAAAGCAAGGGGAAACGAGGAUGCAGGUGAGGAAGAGGUGCAGACUAGAAUGGAGAAUGUUUGGACAACGGUUUAAAGAUGCUGAAAAGGAUUAUUAUUCAUCUAUGGGUGUUGAUCCUUCCAAUAUUCCCUAUCAUACCAAUUUUCACAAAAGCAUGAGGAUGAACAACCACAGCCAGAUCACCAGCAGGCUCAGGCCACCGGCUAAAAAGGUCUAGUUUAGAGCCUUAAACAUAUUAUUGUAGUACUUAUUAAGUCCAGCAAUCUCAACAUUUUCGUUCUUGAACUUUUUAUCUUUAUAGAGGAAAGUAAGAUUUACAGAGAAUUAUAUUAAUCAAUCACACACUAA
Daucus carota subsp. sativus is the source of this 1365-nucleotide messenger RNA. RefSeq lists its product as uncharacterized. Lineage: Eukaryota; Viridiplantae; Streptophyta; Magnoliopsida; Apiales; Apiaceae. The transcript is spliced from 13 exons. The coding region runs from base 80 to 1234 and encodes 384 amino acids. The record is from RefSeq and is a predicted model, not a curated record.